Fomitopsis serialis is the source of this 1901-nucleotide messenger RNA. RefSeq names its product aryl-alcohol dehydrogenase. The record is from RefSeq and is a predicted model, not a curated record. NCBI's taxonomy places the organism in Eukaryota, Fungi, Basidiomycota, Agaricomycetes, Polyporales, Fomitopsidaceae. The coding region runs from base 366 to 1556 and encodes 396 amino acids. The transcript is spliced from 8 exons.
UAUGACAAUUCUGCUCUCCAAGAGUGUGCAGCGCGACAUCAUCUUCCAGUCGUAUCGGCACAGUGCGCGCGCCUGGGGCUUGACACAUGCAAUGCUAACCCGACUGGGUAGGCAAACGUAAGUACCUAACGCGACUGUAUGGACCGCCGACUCGGAGGGACCUGGGGUGGGCGCGUUUGGGGCGCGUGAUGGCGGCCGGGGUCUUGGUAUCUUCCGUCUGAAUUGGGACCCUGAACUGAUCUAGAUGCUCGCAUGUUGACCACAGCAACCGACCAUGACUACAUUUAAAACCUUCAGCUUGGACGAGCCACGUCGAUCCAUCCCGCGACUCCUGUGGUCUCGCCUCCUGCACUCUGCCCUUCGUCAUGUCUAACGCGUACCAGCUAUGGUGGGCUCCGCCGCCGCCGCCAGCCACUGCCCUGGGACGGCACCGGCCCCUUGCACCCCUCGCCGGCGUGCACGUCUCUCCAAUCUGCCUUGGGACGAUGAGCCUCGGCACUGCCUGGGGCCCAGUCACUGGCACCAUAACUAAGGAGGAGACCUUCAAGCUGCUUGAUGGGUUCUAUGCAGCUGGCGGAAACUUCAUCGACACGUCGAACAACUACCACGACGAGGAGUCCGAGAUGUUCGUGGGUGAAUGGAUGGAGGCGAGGGGCAUCCGGGAACAGAUAGUGGUUGCAACGAAGUACACGAGCAAUUACAAGCGUGGCCAGAAGGUAGGGCAGAUGACCCAUUACGCCGGGAACAACAUGAAGUCCCUGCACAACUCCGUGGAAGCGUCCCUCAAGAAGCUUCGUACCGAUCACAUCGACAUUCUUUACGUGCACUUCUGGGACUGGACUUGCGGCAUUGAGGAGAUCAUGAACGGCCUGCACAACCUUGUCGCCGCUGGCAAAGUGCUGUACCUCGGCAUCUCUGACACCCCAGCAUGGAUCGUAGCGAAGGCGAACACGUACGCGCGGUGCAUGGGGAAAACGCCGUUUUGCAUAUACCAGGGUCUCUGGAACGUCAUGCAGCGGGAUUUCGAGCGUGACAUCAUACCCAUGGCCCGCGCCGAGGGGAUGGCCAUUGCCCCUUGGGGUGUCCUCGCGUCCGGCAAGGUACGAACGGACCAGGAGGAAGAGCAGCGUAGCCGGUCUGGCGAGGGGGGCCGUAAAGACAUGCACAGCGACGACUGGAAGCGUUCGCCGGCGCAGCGGAAGGUGUGCCAGGCGCUCGAGAAGGUCGCAGCAGAGGUCGGCGCGUCGAACAUCCGAGCCGUCGCUAUCGCAUACGUGAUGCAGAAAACGCCAUAUGUCUUCCCUAUCAUCGGUGGCCGCAAGAUCGAGCAGCUCAAGGAUAACGUCGAGGCGCUCGAGCUCGCUCUGAGCCCCGAGCAGAUCGCACACAUCGAGAGCGUUGCGCCGUUUGACCCCGGGUUUCCUGCUAUCAUGUGUGGCGAUGGCUCUGUCUACAUCCCGCUUCAGAGUUCAGCAGGCCACUUUGAGAGAUGGCCCGUCCAGCAAGCUCUCCGGCCGAGCGGCACCAAAACGGCGAACGGUAAUGGCCAUGCUUGACGAGCCUGUCAUGGUCCGAUGUGUGAUCGGCAUGUGGUGCUUGUGUGCAGCUUCCUCCGUAGUGUGGUCCCGCUAUCAAAAUUUGUAUUUUCGUCUCGAAGCUUACUGAUCUGCGCUUGUGAAGACGCUAUGCCGAGACUAGAUGUGCUGCGGCGAGGUCGGGGUCCGGUCAAUGACGAAUGCACGAGGCGUCACGACUUCGAAGUGCCGCCAAUUACACGGGAAUAGCCAUGGGAGUCUAGCAGUGAUCCAACACGAAGGUUGGUGAGAAACCGUGUAAUCACGAUCUCAGGAUUCGGAGACCGAGGUCAGCAGUCCCCUCGGAAGGUUGGCAGCCGGGGAUGG